AACAUCCUGAUCAGGUGAGAGAACCUACCCUCAGAAUUAUAAGCAGCUGCACUUGGGAUGUUGGCUAUUUGAUAACAGGACUGCUUGCCCAGUCACAUGGCUCUCCCGUCAGAACAUGGCUGUGUCAAUGGCUCUCUACUUGCAUUAAGUUGCCCAUCACGCCAGGUGCUGUGCCAGAUCGUGGGGGACAUUGACCUCUCCAUAUCCAUCUAUCAGAACCUGACGCUGGCCACUGGCUUGUUGCCCACCGUAACUCAAAACUAUGACUUCCUUAUUGGUUUGCUGUUGGCUGUGCUGUCCAGCCUCCUUAUUGGCAGCAGCGUCAUCCUCAAAAAGAAAGGGCUCCUCCGCCUGUGUCGCCACGGUGGGACUCGUGCAGUGGGAGGAGGCGAAGCUGCCAAUUUUGCUGCUUAUGCAUUUGCACCGGCCACCAUUGUCACUCCCCUGGGGGCGCUCAGUGUCCUAAUCAGCGCUGUGCUGUCCUCUUACCUGCUCGGAGAGCGCCUGAAUCUCUUAGGGAAGCUGGGCUGUACCCUCAGUGUCCUAGGAAGCACUGUCAUGGUCAUCCAUGCCCCUGAGGAGCAAGCGGUUACCACCUUAGCAGACAUGACCCUCAAACUGCAGGAUCCAGGUUUCAUAGCUUAUAUCAGUCUCAUGCUGGUCUGCUGUUUGGUUUUGAUCUUCCUCCUUUCCCCUCGUUAUGGCCACACCAACAUCCUUAUCUACCUGGCUAUCUGCUCGCUUUUGGGUGCCUUCUCAGUGUCUUCGGUGAAAGGUUUGGGAAUUGCAGUAAAGGGCCUGAUCAUUGGACAGCCUGUUAUCACACACCCUCUGCCCUGGAUCCUUAUACCUAUCUUGAUCUUAUCGGUUAUUACCCAAGUCAACUACCUUAACAAGUCUUUGGACGUAUUCAACACCUCCUUAGUUUUCCCUAUCUACUAUGUGCUGUUCACAAGUGUGGUUAUAGCUACCUCCCUUAUCCUCUUCAAGGAAUGGGUGUCCAUGUCUGCACUGGAUGGAGUUGGAGCAGUCUGCGGCUUUCUCAUCAUCAUUAUGGGGGUCUUCAUGUUGCACGCUUUUAAGGACCUAGACCUCAGUCUGCAAAGUCUUCAGCAACAACUACAGACACGUCCCCCAUUACCUCCUCUCCGCUUCUCCUCAAAGGAGGACAAGAUUACGUUGAUAGACAAUAUGGAGAUAGAGUCCAUAGACAGCAAACCCAAGGUCUUCGUCAUUUACACUUGAGACCGGCCAAAAUAUUUAGGCCUUCAAAGCUGAUGGCUUUCAUUUUCAAAGCAAGUAUAUGUACAGAACUGUGUUGGAAUAACAAAUGUAUUCUGUUUGGUCAUGAAAAGCUCACAAAGAAGACUCUUGUAGCCCCCCUCUUUUUCAAAUCCUAUAUUGGAGACCAAUUGGACAGUCUCCUCCCACAUAUGGAUGCCUUGAUUUGCUAUGAGUGACAUUAUUAUGCCAGGAGCAAUUGUAAAUAUAUAUAGUUGUUUAUUGAGACCAUUUCAGAGGAAAUAUUCUAUAUUGUGGCUCUCAAAUCCCACAGUGUAGGCAUCUCCAAUGGGUAUUAGUGGAUCAGUAUCUCAAUGAACAUUCUCUUGCUAGGAAUGAACGUUACUUGAUAUAAAAUGAAUGGGCAUAAAAUGUUAUGAUUCUCAGCAGGAGAGCUGCAAUUAUAUGUAUAAUGUUUUAUGUCCAGCUGGUCGGGGUAUUCGGCCUCUAGUUUUUCCACUCCUCCAUCCAUGCUAAAUGUUUGUUUCAGCCAGAAAAAUCUAGAGCCUGCCAUUUCCUUGUGCCCCGGUUGCUAGUAUUUUGUCAUCUUUUCAUUUUCAUAUCCCAAUAUUUUGUUCUGUAUAGUUUUUAUUUUUAUAUAUUUUUUUGCUGUCUAAUGACUAAUCUAUUUUUAAAGCACUGUUCUUUUGUAAGUUAUAAAAGUUCCCCUUUUUUAACUGCU
Xenopus tropicalis (tropical clawed frog) is the source of this 1963-nucleotide messenger RNA. RefSeq names its product NIPA-like domain containing 4 (gene nipal4). Gene Ontology annotation, cellular component: membrane. Gene Ontology annotation, molecular function: magnesium ion transmembrane transporter activity. The coding region runs from base 97 to 1245 and encodes 382 amino acids. Gene Ontology annotation, biological process: magnesium ion transport; magnesium ion transmembrane transport. The transcript has 5 exons. The record is from RefSeq and is a predicted model, not a curated record. Lineage: Eukaryota; Metazoa; Chordata; Amphibia; Anura; Pipidae.